This is a messenger RNA of Phyllotreta striolata, 3458 nucleotides long. Lineage: Eukaryota; Metazoa; Arthropoda; Insecta; Coleoptera; Chrysomelidae. The record is from the annotation of a GenBank genome assembly.
CAUCGCACCUCUAUUGUUUUGUUUAAUUUGCCAUCUUCCACGCCUACUAUUCGAAAAUAAAACAAGAUUCAUUUGAUUUGAAUGUGUAUUGCAACAAUUUUAUUAAAAUAAUCGGUUCGUUUAAAUUUUCCGAGUAAUUCUCGUUAUUUCCACACGAAUAAGAAUCGAAAAUCCGUUCAACAUCUCUAAUUUCUUUUGACGUAACAUUGACAAGACAAGUCAAGAAGUGUCCGCCGAGUUGCGGAGUGAAAGGUGAGGAAAAAUCCAACUAACUAAUCGUAGUCGCCAUUUUAUAAGGAUUUCUAAGUAAAAUUUGGUGUUUGUUUUCGUUCUCUCGUCGAACUUCCUCGCAUUAUUACGGCAAAUCAGUGAACAUCUAGUGUGCGUCGGUACGAAUCGAACGAUAAAAAAACUGCAAAAAUAAAAAAUGAAUAACGACAAGUUGUGUUGAUAUUGAUAGUAAAAAUAAAUACAGUGACGUCCGUGUCCUACCUAAUCCGCUAGCGAGUUAUUACAAAACUAUUCGCUCAAACGGAAUCGUUCGCUUUAAAAAUCGGAGCCCUGGAAGGCUUAAAAGUACAAACCAUGGGCAACAAUGCCGCAACGGCGAACAAAAAAGUAGAUUCAGCGGAAAGCGUCAAGGAGUUCCUCGAUCAGGCGAAGGAGGACUUCGAGGAGAAAUGGAAGAGAAAUCCGACGAACACGGCCGGCUUGGAUGAUUUCGAGCGCAUCAAAACGCUCGGCACGGGCUCCUUCGGUCGCGUGAUGAUCGUCCAACACAAACCGACCAAAGAAUAUUACGCCAUGAAAAUACUGGACAAACAGAAGGUGGUCAAAUUGAAACAGGUCGAACACACCCUCAACGAGAAGCGCAUCCUGCAGGCCAUCAGUUUCCCGUUCCUCGUCAGCCUCAAGUUUCAUUUCAAAGACAAUUCAAACCUCUACAUGGUGCUCGAAUACGUGCCGGGCGGCGAGAUGUUCUCGCACCUACGCAAAGUCGGAAGGUUCUCCGAGCCGCAUUCGAGAUUCUACGCGGCUCAAAUAGUGUUGGCGUUCGAAUAUCUCCAUUACUUAGAUCUGAUUUACAGAGAUCUGAAGCCGGAGAAUCUCCUCAUCGAUUCCCAGGGUUACCUGAAGGUGACCGACUUCGGAUUCGCCAAGCGAGUGAAGGGCCGCACGUGGACCCUUUGCGGAACGCCCGAAUACCUAGCGCCCGAGAUAAUCCUAAGCAAAGGCUACAACAAAGCCGUAGACUGGUGGGCCCUCGGCGUGCUGGUCUACGAAAUGGCGGCCGGCUAUCCGCCGUUCUUCGCCGAUCAACCCAUACAAAUCUACGAGAAAAUCGUCUCGGGCAAGGUGCGGUUUCCCUCGCACUUCGGCUCCGAUCUGAAGGACCUGCUGCGCAAUCUGCUGCAGGUCGAUCUCACCAAGAGGUACGGCAAUCUCAAAGCAGGCGUCAACGACAUCAAAGGUCACAAGUGGUUCGCCUCCACCGAUUGGAUAUCCACGUUUCAGAAGAAAAUCGAGGCGCCGUUCAUACCGCGCUGCAAGGGCCCCGGCGACACCAGCAACUUCGACGACUACGAGGAGGAGGCGCUGCGCAUAUCGUCGACGGAAAAGUGCGCCAAGGAGUUCGCGGAGUUUUAAUCUCGAUCUUGUACGUAAGUCGAGGGCUCUUCCAAAAUAUUAAUCCGAUUCGUUUCUCGAUUGGUCCUCUGUACUAUCUCGCACCCACUUUGAUGCCCAGGAAUUAGGCGGAUUUUUCGAAAUGAUUUGUGUGUCAAAUAGGUUAAAGGGGUACAGGCGCUGGAGAUUCCGAUUCUACUGUUUCCUUCGAUUUUACGUAGUAUUUAGGGAAUUGUUUCGUGUUUCGAGCUUGGAGGCUUUUUCGCUCUUCGAACGUACGAUCGGAAUAUCUCGCGCUCGUACAUUGUAUAUCUAACAAUAUUGAGAUUUGUAAGCGUAUAUUAUAUUAUUAACGUUUUAUUUGUUACUGACAUUGUAAAUAUUGUAUCAUAGUUGUUUAGAAAUUGCACUAUUUACAUUAAAUAGUGUGCGCAUCAAUUUCUUAUGCAGUACAGAGGGUGUCCAAUCUUUCAUUAUGAUUACGAAAGUAAGGCAAUUACCUUAGAGGGGCAGUGGCGUAGCCGCGGGUCCUUCAGAGCGGGAUUGCAAUUUUAUUUUUAACAGCUUUGAUGAAAUUCAAAGGCUGGAAACAAGGGGAUAAUAAUCGAAUGGAAAAAAUAAUUCUGAAUCUUCUCUCGCUCUGCAAGUUCCCGUUCGUUACGCCAUUGCUUAGGUGUAGGAUUUUAAUGUUACAUGAAUAUUGUUUGUUUAGAAUUUGCUGAUGUUCUAUUAGGUUUGGUUCGUUAGUUACUAGUCCGGGAUAAUCGCAGACCUCUUACAUCAGUAUAUUGGCCAGUUUAAUCGGAAGAUAUCGAUUAUAUUGGCGCAGAAGAGCUUACUUUGGAUAGUCCAUUCUUUUGUGGUGAUAUGAUUUGCAUAGUAAUUGAAUGUGCAAUGUGCAUCCGCGCGAUAAAUCAACAGGGUUGUUUAUUUAGGGGUAUUUUUGUGGCUAUGUAUGAAUGGAAUUGUCGCUUCCCUCUUAUCGUUUUUGGUGGUGUAAGGUUUAAUUGUUUAAGAGUAAUAAAAUAACGGUUCAUUUUAGUUGGAUAAAUCGACCCAUUUAUUAUGUACACGUUAAAGUAUUUGAUGUAAUUCACGCGAACUCGAUUAUGGAAAUUGUGUUAAACCGAAUUUAUUUGUAGAUUACGGGUUUAUCUAUGCGUUGUGGAAAUGCUAAGGCGUGAAUAAAACGGCUCAAAGUCCAAUUGCCGCGAAUUAUUUUAUUGGAAAAGUGCUUUUUAUAAACGGUUCGUUAUCGUUAAAGUUAUACAUUGUUGAACGCACUAAAUUUAUUUUUUUUAGAUUCUAUUCAAUGUUUAAACAAAUUUAGUUCCUUUAUUUAUUUUUUAACAUUUUCGAAUUUCCUUUUUUUCUGAUUUCUCGUGCGAUAAAUCGAAUCGCAAACAACGCCGUGAAUUAUUAAUAAUACGUUGUUAACAAAUACCUGCUAAUGAGAUUAUGUUUGUACUGGUUCGAAACGGACGUGUUAUAUUAGUAAUUGCGUUUAAAUUUGGUAAUUUCGCCAGCCAUUAUCAUUUUCGUAAUAAUAAUAAUAAUAAAUUAUGAACUAUUGUCUGGAAUGUUGGCCGUGGAAACCGUUGUUGAUUCUUUCAGCGAUAAACAAAAUCCGCCGUGACGUCAAACAUUUCAUUUUUUUAAUCGUUAUUCGGAGUGUGUUUUCCUUACACGCACUUUAUCUAGCGAGUUUUCACGAACUUCACAACAGUUUUCACGAACACAAGUUCAUAAUAAUUAAUGCAUACAAGGUAGGGGCAUUAUCCUAACAAAUUACAAAAGUACAUCGAUUUGAAAUUGUAUUUAAUGCACUCUAU